This is a messenger RNA of Cokeromyces recurvatus, 2160 nucleotides long. RefSeq lists its product as uncharacterized. Bases 249 to 1856 code for a protein of 535 amino acids. The record is from RefSeq and is a predicted model, not a curated record. The transcript has a single exon. NCBI's taxonomy places the organism in Eukaryota, Fungi, Mucoromycota, Mucoromycetes, Mucorales, Mucoraceae. Gene Ontology annotation, cellular component: mating projection tip.
ACUUUAAUUUUAUACAUAUUUUUAUAUGAACAAAGAGAAAUAGUUGAAUAGAUUAUUUUACAUAAACUACUUUUGUAAAUUGAAUAAUGAACCCUUUCAAUCCUCCUAUUUUAAGCUUUUCUCCCACACACACACACACACUCUCUCUCUCUCUCUCUCUCUCUUUUUAUAUAUAUAAAUAUAUAUUUAUCUAUAUAUAAUAUAAAUACUUAUCAAUCCUUCUUCUUCUAACUUUCUCCAUUACAAUAAUGAUAUUUCUAACUUUGAAUGAAAAGUAUUCACUGGCAUGGCUUCAGAUGAGUACGAUCAUUUUAUUUACAAUGCUUGGUUCUCUUUUCUAUUUACAUACAAACAUUUCAGAUUACAUGGAAACAACAAAAGAUAAAUUUGGUUCUAUUUGUACCUCUAUCAAUAGGUCCUCAGAGCAAAUUUACAACACACCCUUCAUUCUCUAUAAAGCCUCUCUCACUUCCAUGUAUACAACAAAAGAAAAUAUACACCGAAAUUUAUCAACAGCCCUUGAGAUGAUUGAAAGCUGUCUUGUAUUUCUCAUUCGCAUGUACAAAUCAACGUAUCAAUGCCUUUUAGGUCUUACCAUUCGUACUCUACUAUCAUUUGUAACAACGAUCGCGAGUCCUGUUGAAAAGGUCGCGAAUGGAAUCGCUUCCUUUCUUCAUCUAGGUGAUGGUACCUCACUUAACUGGACAACGUCCUUAAAUCAGCUACAGUCACAAGUGGAUCAAUGGUUUCAAAACGAUCAUGUACGAGAAUGGCUAGAUAUCCCCUUUGGUUCCCUUCAAGGUCAACUCAAUUCAUCCUUUCAUAGUUGGGAACCCCCUCUGCUGAAUAACCUAACCCACGAAUCCCUCUUUGAACAGCCCUGUGACCCUACUGCCCUCUUGAAUGCCCUUGAACGUGCAAGAGAUGAGAUGUUGUUCUUUGUCAAGGUCUUGAUGGGGGCUCUCGUGGGUGCAAUCGUGAUCUGUACAUUGGCUAACGUCGUGAUCAUUCGACUUCAACACACUCGCCUUACUCAAGCACAUGCUCACUUUUUACAACCAAAGGAAGAUGAGAAAAGAAAAGAUGAUGAUGAUGAUGCCUUGGAUCGCUAUAUGUGGUCUAUAUCGACUUUGCUCCCCUGGGAAAGACGAAAGAAUAGGUUCCAGCGUGUCCUUUAUUUCAUGAGUCAACCCAUUGUUCUUUAUUGUCUCUGUGUGGGUCUAGGAGGAUUAGGGUUGAUCGCCUUCUUGACCGCCACACUUGAAGGAGGCUAUCAUGAGAUUUAUAGUAGACUUGAAACGGAAGCUCAAGCAUGGACUCAGAACGCGACCUCCCUCUGGACAUCAAGUGCGACGCAACAAAUAGAUCAUCUCAAUCAAUGGAUCGGUACUGCAGAGUCGAGUCUGAAUGAUCAUGUCUUGAGCGUUGUUCAAAGUUCUGCAAUCGCCUUAAAUAGCACCUUAGCCAAUGUGGUGAAUGACGUCCAAGAGUUGAUUCAGACUGUCUUGGGUGGUACCUUCCUUGAGGGACCAGCAAAGGAUUUAACACGAUGUUUGUUAUUGAAUAAAAUUGAAAAUAUCGAACAAGGACUCACAUGGAUAGCGAAUCAUAGUUUUAUUCAUCUAAGUAGAUUAGAUGCAACUCCUCCAUUCAAUGCUCUCAUUGCGGGCCCUGAAAUGCAGGCAUCUAUUCACAAUCAUAUAGGCUUCGUUCAUGCGGAGAAUCAUUCCCUUUUCAUUACAGAGCAGUUGAAUAGUUUAUCGAGCUUUUUUCAAAUGUUACUUGUCUUUUGGAGUAUCAGUUUAUGUAUUUGUAUAGCCUUUCAACUUGACUAUCAUUAUUUUAAAAAAAAAUAAAUAAAAAAAAAGGGGGAUUUAUUAUUAUUAUUAUUAUUAUUAUUAUUAUUUUAAUUUUUGUUCCCUUAAAAAUAUCCACUCAAGCUCUAAUAUCUCUUUCCAUAAUUUACUCUGUUUCCCAAAGGCAACAGCGAUUGUUUCCUUUGCUGACACAAUCCACCUUCGAACACCCCUUUCAUACACCUUUUCUAAUCCUUUAUCACCUACCACCAAAAGUUCAGAUUGAACAAUUGAAUUCCAACCUGCUUUCGCCAUGAUCAGGAAAUGCUGUGCCAACAUGGGGUGAUAGGGAGGAUAAAUCACA